UGUUUAAAAGUACACAACAAACAAAUUAAAACAUAUUCAAAAAGAUUUAAUAUAUAUAUAUAUAUAUAUAUAUAUAUAUAUAUAUAUAUAUAUAUGUAUAUAUAUAUAUAUAUAUAUAUAUUCUUAUGUAAUGCAAUUAUUAAAAAUUAAAGUUUAUUUAGGUAUUAUUUCUUUCUUAAGCACUACUAAGGUGCAGCGAAUAACUUAAUUAAUGUUAUUUCACUCAUCCUUUGGUGCAAUAUUAAUUGCCUGUUUCAUUUGUUUUCAAAUCUGAUUAUCUAAAUGACGAAUUAUCGGUUCCGAUUUUGGUGAUUCAUAGCACACAUAUUGGUAGGAGCUUGGAUAAACCUGUCAUUAUCCAGUCCCACAUUUCAAGGCAUACCCAGGAUGUAAUGCCAUAUACCUGGACAAAAGAUCAGUAAACAGUUUCCAUGGAACGGUUCAAAAGCAGAACAGAUAACAAAAUAGCGAUGUGCUAAAAGUUCUAUUAUAAAAGAGUAUUAAAAUAUCUAGAUCGGAUCGGUAAAAAUUAAUGCACACAUUUUAUGCACAUGUUUUGUUUUAUAGUAUUCAAAAUAUUUCGCGCAAUUGCAAUAUCAAACUCUAUGUAAAUCGAUGUUUUGGGGCAAUAGGGGCAUAUUGAAAUGUUGUUAUUUUGCGGUGGGGGGGCCGGUGGGGGGGCCGGUGCAAGGGCAUGGGGUGGCCCGGCCACCCCAGGCCCCCCCGGUGGAUCCGCCCCUGCUGUUGCUGCUUCUACUCCCGCUCGCUGCUACUACUCUGCCGCUGCUUCUACUGCUACUCUUGCUGCUAUUACUAAUAAAUCAAGUUACCCGUGCGAGCAGUGCGGCCUCCAUCUGACCAGCAAACGAGAACUCGUCUAUCAUGUUAUGUCCCAUUCUGGUGCAAGCCCCCUGAAGUGCAAAGAGUGCGGGGACAAGUUCACCCGCCCUGACAAACUGAGGAGGCAUAUGUUUGUUCACACCGGUGAACAACCGUUCACCUGCUACAGAUGUGGGGCAUCGUUUUCAAGGACAGAUAAAUUGAAAGAACACACACGAUUGGUCCAUAAGGAAACCCUAUUGAAGUGCUCCUCGUGUGAUGAGCUGUUUGAUACAUGGCUACGUCUCAAGAUACACAUCAAAUCACAUGAGUACACAUGCAAAGAGUGCGGAGUCUCCUACACGCGCAAGCGCCACCUACAGUUCCACGAACUGACCCACAAGAACAACUCGGCCAUCGUCUGCCCGGACUGUGGUGGUCGGUUUUCCAGGCUGGACAAACUUCGGACGCACAUGAAGUUCAUUCACAAGCGGCACUCGGUGAGGAGGGCUGUCCUCAGGCAGUUGGCCUGGAAGACUGUUAACUUUGAUGAUUUGGAAGCUGGCUAUGUCGAUGAUGAUGUGGGUGGUGGUGGUGGUAAAGUUGGUGGUAAUGAUGCUUACGACGAUGUUGGCAAUUGUAGUAAUGGUGGUGGGGAUCUUAUUGGUAGUUUUGGGGUUCAAAGUGCUUUAAAAGAAGAGUUUAUGGAUAACAACAACAACAACAACAAUAAUAAUAUUUCUACCAAUAAUAAUGCUAAUAAUCAUAGUGAAAGUAAAACUUAUGAUGAAGAUGGCGUGACUAAGGCCUGCAUAGACAGCAUUAUGAGCCAAGAAACCCCGGUCCAGAUCAAAAUCGAACCAUCAGCAUCGGCAACCAGCAACAGCUACGAAGCAGCUAACAGCAGCUACGAAGCAGCUAAUAUCAGUUACGAAGCAGCUACGACAGCUACUGCCCCAGGCUCGGCGACGACGUACGAACAACAGCAGCUGCAGCAAGCAACGUACGAAGGUCCGCCCAACAACAACAGCAGCAACAGCAACGCCACAAACAGCGAUGACGACAACGAUGACGUCACCGACAAUAAAGAUGACGUCAUGGUUGCUAAAAAUGGCUGGCUGAAACGACUGAGAAACUCGUUCGGUGGUGACUCGAAGAGAGCUAUCGACUACAACGAGUAUCGAGACAAUGACCAGCUGUGCAUGCUGAACGAUGAGGACGAUGAUGACUAUAACGAGAGGAGGAAGAUAAGGAGAAGGAAGAGGAGGGAGAGGAGGAAGAAGAAGAUGAUGAUGACGACGAUGGCUGGGACGACGAAUCAUCAUGGGGGUGAUGGUGUUGGUGAUAACAUGAAUGUCAAUGGUAGCAAUAACGGUGGUAACAAUGGUAAUAACAAUAAAAUUGACAUCGAAACAGUUAUAAAUAACAAUAAUAAUCAUAAUAAUAAUAAUCAUAAAAAUAAUAAUAAUAAUAACAUUGAUGAUGGUGGUAAUAAUCGUGGGAGUAGUUCAAACGUUGUUAGUAUUAAAGUGGUGAUGAUGAUGCUCAUGGAAACAUCGGGACAACUGUUGCUGGAGGGAAGGGUUGUAAAAGAGUGA
Molecule: messenger RNA, 2417 nt
Organism: Helobdella robusta
Lineage: Eukaryota; Metazoa; Annelida; Clitellata; Rhynchobdellida; Glossiphoniidae
Exons: 8
Coding region: 645-2417 (590 amino acids)
Biological process (GO): regulation of transcription by RNA polymerase II
Cellular component (GO): nucleus
Molecular function (GO): DNA-binding transcription factor activity, RNA polymerase II-specific; RNA polymerase II transcription regulatory region sequence-specific DNA binding
Source: RefSeq, a predicted model, not a curated record